Molecule: messenger RNA, 8895 nt
Organism: Nilaparvata lugens (brown planthopper)
Lineage: Eukaryota; Metazoa; Arthropoda; Insecta; Hemiptera; Delphacidae
Gene: Lapsyn
Product: decorin
Exons: 6
Coding region: 713-1666 (317 amino acids)
Molecular function (GO): protein binding
Source: RefSeq, a predicted model, not a curated record
GGCUUGCGCUCCAUUGCCAUUCUGCCGUUGAAAAGUUCAGUUCGCGUUGAGACGUGGUGCUGUGCAAUUGAGGUUAGGUUACCUCCGCUUUUCUGAACGUCAGUUUACGAACGAAAACGUGGCAAAUCAAAGUUUAUUCGACGCUAACUUUCUAACGGUCGCUUACUUUUGACAAAAUACAUUUCUAAACUUUCCCCUCAUUUAUAACUUAACUUGAAAACAAAUAUUCUAAUUAAUUCUUCACCUUGAAAUCUUCCAGCAAACAAAAGACGACGCGUUCUAUUGUGUCAGUAGUUUACCUUGCUAGCAGUUAACAAUAAUAUUGGAGUUGUGUUGUGUUCUCAGUACUAGCUAAUAAGCAAAUAGUUUGGUGUAUAAUCUUGCUGUGUUUAGUGAUUCUGUGUGAAUAAAAGUAGUUUGAAUCGCCAUGUGCAUUGUUUGAGUUGUGGUUUGCUGAGGAUUCUUUGAGAAUCAGACCGUUGUACAAUGAAAGGAUAACUGGAAGGAGUCUUCUUCAACAGCUUGGCGUUUGUGUCGCUUUCCGCAAUGAAAGUAGCUCAUAUAGGUAAGAAUCUUCCUUCAAACACGGGUUCCAGUGUAAUCAAUCUUUCCACAUCAGCUGUAAUUAUCUUCAUAGUGAGUGGAAUUGAACAUGGCGAUUCAAUAAGAAUUUAUUUGGAAAGCUUUCCGAAUUAAAGCUGUAAUCACAAAUAUGGAGCUCUACAAGCUGGAUCCAGUGGUUGUGAGCGUGGUGUGGUGCUUGAUGGUGAGGAGUGCGGGCAGCCUGCAUCAGUCAUGUCGCAUGGGCUACCAGUUCAAGAGAAUGACAGCUGACUGCAAGGAUCUCAAACUCAAUCAGAUUCCCAUGAACCUCAACCAUGGCAUCGAGAUCCUUAUGGCAUCGGAGAACCGCAUCAGGGAGCUGAAGAAUGAAACGUUGGAGGCGUAUCCGAACCUGGAGCUGCUCUAUUUGUCCAACAACUUCAUCAACUACGUAGAACCGGCCGCCUUCAGGGCAGUGCCCAAACUAGAGGUGCUCGACCUUGGUCUCAACGGCAUCAGAACUCUACCCUUGGAACUCCCUCUUCCGCUACGAAAACUCUACCUGAACGGCAACCGUGAUCUAGAAAAGAUCACUCUGACCUCUGCGUAUAACUUGCAGUACUUGUCGCUUGCUGAGUGUCACCUGAGUCAGAUGCCUGAUAUUGGCGAGUUGCCUCACCUCACCGAACUCAACCUCACUGAUAAUCCACUCACGAAGAUCACAGCCCGACAGAUCGCGCCUCUUUGUCGCCUCAACAAACUGCACACUCCCGACAUCCUCUACACCCAGCACAAAGACUCGUGCGAGUGCCACGAGUUUCAGCACUGGGUCAAAAAGUUCAAGAUCGCCACUACGGCUCCCAUUGAGUGCAGUAAUUUCAGUGAAGUGAAGCUAGAACUGUGUCUGUCAGCCAACCGAACGGAGCUGUACGAGAUCCGCAACACGUGUCUUGACCGCAAGCCGCCCCUCAACCUCACCUCGCCCGAGAUCCUCUCGACGGCGGGAUGCGCUCUGCUCGUGGUCAUCCUCGUCAUCCUCUGCUGUCUGUGGCGACGCUCGCGCAGGAAACAGAACACGGUGCGCGACAACCAGAAGAAGCAGAAGGUCACCACGGUCGUAUGAGACAACCGCAUCGGAAAUGUGAUCGAUGAAGAAAAUUAGGAAGCGGUGGUGGGUGAUGGAAUCUUGGUGAAGAAUUGCGUUCCUAACUUGUUUAGCUUUGCGUUUGUAAAGUAGGAGUUGCAGGUUGGGUUAUAUCAGCUUGCUGAAAUAGUAACAUCUGAUUAGAAGGUGCAAAUUUGAAUCAAAAAUCAACAACCAACUGCUUACUGCUUACCUAAAUAAAAUUAUCAGCUUUUGAACUGGUAAAUUUAAAUUUCCCCAGCUGGACGCUGGAAACUGGAUCAGAAAUUCUUGAUUAUUGGAUCAUGUUAUUGUUACCACAUAGAAGCUGGAAAUUCAACUUGAAAAACUGACAGUAAUUGGAAAAAUAAUGAACAACCGUAUAGUUUUUAAGCUGCUUCAGCUUGUAAAACAUUCCUAAACACCUAGUUGGGAGGAAAAAAUUGAACUGGGAAGAUCAAUAAAAUUUGCUUCUAAAUUGGAAAGUGUUUGAGGGUCGUAUUUAUAAAUUAUGUUUGGUAGCAUUUCCAGCCAAGUCCGCUAUCAAUCUAAACCAUUAGGCAUUGAGAACGAAUCUAGUAACUGGAUUAUCGAUACUGAUUUGCUCUCCUAGUGUGUUGAGCACGUUCUUGAGAAUUGUUUAUAAAUAUGAACCUACGAUUUUAAUGCGAUCUAUGCCAUUAUAACUUAACUUUAAAGAUGGAAAGUUCAAUUGAAAACUAAGUUUCAAUGUGGUAAUUUUAAUACUAGACCGUUUAUAAAAUUUCUCAAUGCCUGUAUCUUUCAAUAAUGUACUGAUAGAAGUUCAAAUGCUGUUGGUUUUCAUCAUAGUCAACCAAACUAUGCUUAUUUUUGAUCUCAUGAAUAUUUUUUAAAGGGAAGAUAAUUUUGAAGAUCUUUUUGAAUGUGUUUAUGGUCCUCAGUUUUCACCAACAACAAUUCUUCUCAAAAACUCCACUAAUUUAUAUCAACACCUCACUAGACCAGAUCAACUCUCAUAAAACAAAUGUUCCAAUAAACUGAGCUCUCUCAGUUUUAAACCUCGUUUACUCUUCAUGAAAUUCUUGUCAAGCUACUUUUUAACUUAUCUUAAUGACCACCAAAUUCAGUACAUACCGGUACUAUACCAUUUACUUAUUAAUUUGUACCGCAGUUCUAUAAACAAUGAUACUAAUUACCAUGUACUUAUAAUUAUGUUUGCCACAUUCGGUCCAGUACUUACGUAUUUAACAAUUAUUAUUACUCUUGAACUUUAAAUAAAUGAAUCCAAUGUCAACAUAAAAUCUUCACUCAACUUCAUUCUACCUUUAGUAAGACCAUUUGUAAUAGAUUCUAAAAACAUAUUCUCCGAUAACACAUAAAGUUUUGCAGUGUGUGUUUCGUAAACAGUAGUUUGAAGAAACAUGCUCCAAUUGGAAACUUCCUAUGUUUAUUUUGCCAGAAAGUGUUUGAAAUAUAUUCAGUUUAUUCAAAUAAUGUUUGCAGAAAGCGACAAGAGCGUUGUAUACUUGUUGCCAAGUAUCUAGUUGUUUGUUGAAGUACCAAAACAGACAUCAAGUGUUGAGUAAAUAUGACUAAGAGUAGUGUGUGAACUUUGUCUUGUAAGUCAAGUCCUCGCUACAUUCUUGUGCAUAAUAACACUAUCAUAUUCUUUUGUACCUCUCCAUUGCUUUUUUGCGUUCUAUUCAUUUAAAAUAUUUCUAUAAAUUGCUUCCUAUGUGAAUCUAAAUAUUAGAAACUUCUAAAAUACGAAUAGGCUGUAUAAGCUUAAACUUUAUUACAAGGUACAAUUUAUAUUCAAGUUUUGUUUGGAAAGAAAUCAUUUCUAGCAUCAUGGACGUGUUUCUUGAAAAAUUAUAAAUCCGAUUAUAUAUUAUAUAUUUUUAAAACGUACCUACACACUAGACGUCCAAAUCAUGGAGUGCUCUGUAAUAAAUUCAUAAAAAAGUGUGUGGGUAGCUUAUUUCAAUGUUAUAGAACUUUCAAAUGCUUAUUGAACAUUAUGUAUGUUUUACAGGUUUUUAUGAGCUGUAUGUUUUCAAUACUUCAACUUUUACUCUGUAUAUCUAGUAAAAAACCAAAUUUCUUACGAAAUUGAGAAUUGAAACAUACCGCACAAUUCUAGUUGCUACUAGAUUAUUACUUUUUUAUUUUUUAAAAGAACGACGUUCGUCUCCAAUUGAAUAAAUAGGUUGUAAUUUUGAUGAAGAAUUGACCAUGAUUUAGAAAGCUUCUAGUCUACAAAAUACAUUUUACAUUAUAAUAUUAGUUGAAGUUGUAAUUGCCAAGUAGGCAUAGUUUGGUUGUACGUAAUAAAAUUCGCCAAGACUCCAUUGUAUUAUCACUGUUUUCAAGAUCACAUUUUCGAUUAUUCGGGAACAAGUGUAAUUGAUGAACGAAGUUUGAAUAGCUACUAUAAAUGUAUGAAAAUGGAUUGUCAGUGUUUAAAGAACUAACGGGAGUGAAUCUGUGAAUUGUGUAUUUGUGAUAAUAUAUGGUUCUAUUUAUUUUGGGCAUGUAGUUCUCGAUGUGAAUGUGAUGUGUCAUGUGCAUAUGAAAUGUAAAUGUUCAACUUGUAUUGUAAUAUGUAGCUAACUGCUCCCACACGACAGUUUAUCCAAAGUUAGUUAUAGUAUAUCUAAUUUUGGACUGUUAGUGUGGGAGUUGAUAGAAGUGGUCGAGCAUAUUGAUUUCCUGUUGAAACUAAUUCUGUAGGAGUAGGUUUCUCUUCUGAAAUAUUUUUCAACAUGUUUGAAAGUUCUCAAUAUUCACUAGAAUAAUAUUAUUAGGUCUUAAUCUUUGAUAGGUGUCUCUGUAAUGGAAUAGUCAUUCGCAAUGGAUUGAUAUAUUCCCUUUUAUUCAUAUCUUCAAUUUUCCAACACUCUUUUGUUUUCUAUUCUAUGAUUAGUGUUUCUCUCAAAGUAUUGAGAGUUUCAGAAUAUAUUCAUUAUUACAUUUCCACUGACUAUUCAACUUGAAUGUAUUGCCAAUUCCUCUGAAAACGUCAAGCUGGCAAUUCUGAGAUCUACAUUUGAAUGAUGAUAAUAAUAAUCAUAAUAUUGAUUGUGAUUUUAAAUUGUUCAAGCUUUCUUAAAUCCUGCCAGCUAUUUUUUUAAGCUUACUUGUUUCUCUUCAGUCAAAAUAAAAAAGUGUAUUGAAAUUUCAACAUUUUUCCAAGUAAAUUGUAGUAUAUUUCUUGAAGUAAAUAUUUACUUGUGUAACUUAUCGUACUUAUUUAUUUUUAAAAGUUGAAUACAACGGAAUUUGCUAUAUUCUUUUUCUAUCUAUUCCGUACUACAGUAAUUUAGUAUCUAAUACCUCUAAUUAUAAUUUAAAAUGGUAACACAAAUGUAUUUGUCAUGUGACUGUUCGAUACGGAAGACUAUGAAUGGUUUUUUUUUAAGAACAUCAUUUUUGGGUGGGCUCCUGCACUCCGGCCAAUACCCCUGAGCAGGUCUUUUUUUGUGGAAAACUUCACAAAUCCAGUAAUAAAUGACAUUCCCAAAUGGUUAUGUCUAUUGAAAAUGUUUCAUGUAAAUGAUUCCUCAUUCAAUUUUAUGGAUGGAAUCUUGAUUGAUUCUUGUUCACGGUAAAUUAUUCUAAUGAACUGGUAUAAUAUUGUAAUUUCAAUUGCAGCCGAGAGAAGCAUUCAUAAAGUUAAACUAAAGCUUCUACUGUAUUUAAAUUUGUAAAUAAUUGUAUGAAUAGUGUAGGAUAUAACGUUUAUAUUGUGUCUGGUUCAUUAACUAUAUAGAUGUGUAAUCAUUGAAUGCUAUUUAUCAAUGUAAACUGAAACCUAUCGCUAUUGUAAAUUUUACAAUGAUACUGUUGCCAAAUUAUUCAUCAGAUAAUAAUGUACGUUACUCAUUCGGCUAUAUGGAUAAUAAUAUAAUGAUAAUUGUUGAAUCAAUAAAUGCUUCUAAUAAGUGUUGAAAAUUGUCAAAAUAUUUAUAAUGAUCUUCAAAAACUUGUAAUUAGAAAGUAAUAUUAGUGUUAAACUUGAUACAAAAAAUUAAUUUGAAUGUUAUACCUUACUCUAUAAAAUGACAGAUUUGAACUCGAUUCUUUACAAUUUCAUUUCUUGUUAAUCAAUUCGGCUAUUUUUAAAAAUAUUUCUCUUUGAAGUAUAAAUGAACUAUAAAUUUUGGUCAAUAUGAUUUUGAGUUUCUAUUAAUAAGCUAUCAAUUGGUAAUAUAACUGGUAUAGUUGUAUUAUUGAGCCAUUCUGUUAUUUUUCAUAAUUAACAUGUUAUUCAUAAGAACAAAUCAAUUUAGGUUUAUGAGACUCGACAACUCAAUUUUGCAUUUAUUUGUGUACUUAAUUUUUAAUUAGUUUUUUAGUGUUAUGAUUCUUAUGUUUGUAUUUGGUUGUUAUAAUUUGCUUCUAUUACAUCAUUUAUAUUUUUUAAAUUAUAUAUACAUUUUUUUUGAUCAUGGAAAACUAGAUCCCAUAAUAUUAUCAAUUCGCUUUUUUAUGUUGUUUAAAAUUCAUAUAUAUACAAGAAGUUAUUCAGCUCAUUUGACUUUACUGGAGCAUAAAAAUUUCCAUUUGUGUGAAUUAUUUGCCCAAUCAAGAUUCACAUGUUAUUAUAAAAUACAGUGUACUUGUACAAUAAUGUUACAAUUUUUGAAAUUCUUAUUACCUUUUCAAUUAUUGUCUCGCAAAAGCUGAUUGUCAUUUUAAUUUAUGUUAGAUUCGAAUUAUUGCACUGCAUUAAAUGAAGACUGAUGAUGACAGUGAUAUUACUGUAAUAAAUAUCUCAAACGUUUCAAAUUGAACUUUUUUGAAAGCUGUCUCAAUUAUUUGUAGAUUUGCAUUGUUAUGAGUUCAGUAAGGCAACUCAAAAGCUCCUUGAAAUAUUAGUUCAAUCCUUGUUUGAAUUACAGCAAAGAGUAAUGUAUAAUAUAUUGAUUUAUCAAUUUUAUUUGAUUGGCUUUUAUAUUAAAUGAAUGUCCAUUUUACUUUACAAACCAUUUAUAUUUAUAACAUUUUGAGUAUUUUGUUUACUUGGAAAAUUACGCUUUCAUGCUGUAAAUGAAUAUAUUAUGGAUAGUAUAUCUUCUUUAUUGAGUAAAUUAUUCCCCAUUUUCAACUUAUAUUAUACUGGAUGUUUUCUAUUGAUAUUUAGGAUUCUCCCCUAUUCUGUAAAUAGGAACUGUGUAGUGAAAUGAUGAACAAUUUUUGACUUCUAGUUACAAGUUUGUACAGUCUACAAUAUUAAAUUGUUGAAUUAGGUGUUUGAAUGUGAUACAAUUUACGAAAAUUAUCUGUACAAUCAUGUUUAAUUACAGUCAUUUUAGAUUUGUCUUGCUUUUGAAAUGGCUGUGUAUUCUCUUCGUGUGUAUGCGUGUGUGUUUGCUUGCAAGUUUGACAUUACACAACAAAUUCUCUUGUGUGAAGUGAAUAUUUCAUAGAAUAGACAUAUUUCAGUGUAGUAUCAUAUCAAUAAUAUAUAGUGAGGUCCACGUUAAAAUGGCAGAGUUUGAUUAGUAAUGGUAUUGCUACCCUUGUCUUUCAUUCAACAAAGCGGAUAGCGCUAUCUCUUUCUUGUUUUGCAAUGUUGCCAAAUCAUCUUUUAACAAUGUGGAAUUAAUCAUUAAAUUGAUAAAACAUUUCAUCUUAAUUAUGUAAAUUGAUUAUGAAAUUAAUUUAAAUUAUAAUUUAUUGCUUGAUAAAAUAUAAUUUAAAAUAAAAUUUAUUAUUUAUUAUUUUAAACAAGAAUGAACAAUUAAUAUUACAUCAAUAAACCUGUAAUCCUAUCAGCUACCGUCUAUGGUAGGCAUUGACAAGACAGAGAUUCGGCAACGUUUUACUCCUAUCUUUCUCUACUGCCAUUAUAACGUCGACCUCACUAUAGAACACUUUAUUAUUGUUGAAUUAUUUUUUGAAAUUAUUCUAAAAAUAAUGUGAAAUUUCGAUUGCAAUGAAUUUAGAAAUGGAAUGGAUUUGUUUCCCGAGUAACUUGUCCAAUACAAAUGUUAGAUACACCAAAUAAUUUUUUCACGAAGGGUUUUUUAUAUAUAGUAAAAAUGUUAUAGUCUUAUAGUUCUCAUUAAAGGUAUCACCAUUUAUAAAGUGCUAUCGUGGCUCUACUAUUUUAUGUAGGCUCCUACACACUGGUUAAUUGGUGUGCUAUUUUCAUUCAUCUUGUUCAGAAAUCUGUAUCAUAUGAAUGUGCUAUAUGAAUAAAUGUUAUUGUUUUCAAGGACUCCUUAAUGUAAGGUUAUACCAAAUACAUAUUUGUUCAUGUGCACAUCUUAUAAAGAGCCUAUUCAUGUGUGUUUGAUUCUAUAAAUGGUGGAAACUUCACAAUCAAAAAUACACGAUUUAUCCAUUAUAAUCGGAAUGAAUGUUUUUAAAUUUAUGAAAUAAUAGUCAUUCGAAAGAUGUUGUAAUACCCUGACUCUGCAAAAAAUCCCUCGUCUAUUUUUAAACAAAAUUGUGUACCUAAUAAUUAUUAUUUAUUUUACAUAUACAAUAUAGAAGAAUAAUUAAAUGCGGUUGAGCAGCAUUCACCCAUUGAAAUUUGGAUAUAAAUACGAAAUCUAAAGAAUUACUUAUUAAAUGGUUUUGUGGUAAAUUUGAUGAUAUUGUAUCGUAUGUCAAAUCAUAAAUUGAGAAGAUCAUAUACCAUGUAAAAAUAUAGAUUUGCAAAGAAUAAUUUGAGAGGCGAUGCCCCAUAUGAACAUGUAUGUAAAAUGUAUGUAAAAGUAAUGUAAAAUGUAGGUAAAAGUAUGUUUAAGGAGGGUUUCUCAUUACAAAAAGAACUUUGUUCUUAAUUGGGGUUCCAAUAAUUUCACCGUAAAAGUACCGCUACGUACUAUUUAUUACACAGUACUUUCAUCUGGUACUGUAACUUUUUUUAAUAGUCAUGUAGUAGCACUUUGGUGUACUCAGUACUUGAUGUACUACACGAUAAUUAUUUUUUCUAAGUAAAGUUCUACAACUUUCGUCAAGCGAAAACAACUUGUAUUGGGAUUUCUUUAAGCGCUGCUCCACUGCAUAAAUUAUUAAGAAGCUUCAAAUAUGAUUUUCUGGCUAACAUACGAUUCGUAAUGUAAGUGAUUGUUCAUUGUUAAAAUGUGCAAUAAAAAUAAUUUUAAUGUAUCUGAAUAUUGGUGUGAUUUCCGAAUUUCAAAGUGUAUAAAUUCAACUGGUUGUGUUGUAUAUUAUUAUUGUUUUUAUUUUACUAGAAUAGUGAUUAAAUGUGGAAUAUUAUUCUUAAAAAA